AUGCACUCCGGCGCCCUGGGCUCAGCCGGCGGUGCCGCGGAGGCCCUGGACUCCUGCGGCGACACUGACCCGCUGGCCGAUCCCUGCCCGCGCCUGGAGCCGCUGGAUGGGCCGGGCGGGGCCGGCACGCUGGAGCGCGCCGCCCAGCAGUCGCCCUCCACGCAGUCGGACCGGGCCAGCUCGGUCGCCCGGGACGCGCUAGAGCCGCGCGGUGUGGACGGGGCGUGCGGCGGCUCACCGGCGGGGGCGAACGGUCUGCGCUCGUGCUCGGCCCUGGCAGAUGACGAUCCCAUCGACUCGUCAGGCGCUGACGACCCUCUCCUGGAUGACGCGUCCGGAGGGAACAGCGAUGAGGAUUUUGACGUUAAUCAGCUGAUGGCAGAGGCGGUGUACAGCGAGCCGGACUCGCCGCCGGCCAGCAGCGGCCGCUCGCCGCCAGGCCCCGUGCGCACCAUCUACGUGCAGCUGGAGGCGCGCGGCCCGGGUGACUCUGGCCACCGCGUGGUCCGCCUGGGCCCUGCCGACCGGCUGGUGCCGCGCGUGCGGCCCUACCGCAAGCGGACCCGACCGGCCACCGACGCCGAGUCGCCCUGCGGUACGUGA
Messenger RNA from Pollicipes pollicipes, 603 nucleotides. RefSeq lists its product as uncharacterized. The record is from RefSeq and is a predicted model, not a curated record. The coding region runs from base 1 to 603 and encodes 200 amino acids. NCBI's taxonomy places the organism in Eukaryota, Metazoa, Arthropoda, Thecostraca, Pollicipedomorpha, Pollicipedidae. The transcript is spliced from 5 exons.